AUGAAGGGACUCUGGCACCUCCCGACCCAGACUAUAGAUGUCGGAGGGACGGGUGUCGUCGCCUUUGAUGCCCUCGGUGCAGGUCUCGUGACUAUCAUGACCUGCUUCACGAUAGCUUUACGGCCCAAAGAAUGGCCACAAGCCAAGAUGAUAUACACGGGCAUGAUAUUUCUCUGCAUAUUCUUCAUACUCAACUGGAUCGACAUCAUGAUCCGGCACUACCGAACACCCGUGACCUACGACUACCUCCUUUUCGCCUGUGUCAACCACAUCUUCCGUGUAUUCUCUGACAUAUUUGUUCUCUGGGGUGCCUGUAGACUUAUGCGGCGAUACCAUACUCUACGCCGAGAGCCAUACGGAAUCUCAGCAGUGUUCGCCGUACUAAUAUUCAUCGGAGCUUACCAAAUCUGUCUACUCUUCUCAUUGGCGUUCACAUGGCUUGGCUUCGCGGAUCUGCAUGCAAUCAACGACAUCGCCAAAGCAAGAAGCGCUUUCGAAGUCACGUUCUCAACAUUCAUGUUCAUUGGCACUCUCAGUAUACUCGGAAUCUGGGCCGGCUUCUACCAAUGGACGGCGAUCACCCCCUUCGACUACGAGGUCAACUCCCACUUCUUGCACCCCCUGACCUCAGAACCACCAACUAACCUACCACAGCAAUGGCGAAAAGCCGCGCUCACCUGCACCCUCAUCUUCCUCGCCCUCCGCUCCUUCACCGACCUCAUCACCAUCGGCCAGCAAAACCGCUCUCCCGCCCACCUCCCCACCAUCCUCCGCGCUCGGGACGUCACCUACGGCCUCUUCAGCCUGCCCAUGACCAUCUGUAUCCCCGUCGCAAUCCCAGCAAAUAAAUCCGCCGACCCCCUAGUUGCCCGCAAGGACGAAGUCAUGAGUGACCUCACUACGCGGAUCAUCCGGCGCCUGCGGGUGAUAACGCAGAAUUGCACGAAGACGGCGCCUGAUAUAGACGAGUUUUUGGAGGGGUUUGAGGAUGGGAAGGCGGCGAGGAAUUCGACUUUUGCGGCGUCGCUGGCGUGGGAGAGGGCGUAUAUGGUUAAUGAUGAGGUUGGGCGGCUGAGGAGCGUUUAUAGGGGGUGGACGCCUAUUCAGAAGUGGCGAGGGGCGGCUGUAGAUACGGGGCCGGUGGAACCGCAGUGGUCUAGCGAGAGCGUGAGGCGAGGAGGAUGA
This is a messenger RNA of Mytilinidion resinicola, 1185 nucleotides long. RefSeq lists its product as uncharacterized. The record is from RefSeq and is a predicted model, not a curated record. The transcript has 2 exons. NCBI's taxonomy places the organism in Eukaryota, Fungi, Ascomycota, Dothideomycetes, Mytilinidiales, Mytilinidiaceae. The coding region runs from base 1 to 1185 and encodes 394 amino acids.